Molecule: messenger RNA, 1221 nt
Organism: Talaromyces amestolkiae
Lineage: Eukaryota; Fungi; Ascomycota; Eurotiomycetes; Eurotiales; Trichocomaceae
Exons: 1
Coding region: 1-1221 (406 amino acids)
Biological process (GO): peptidyl-threonine phosphorylation; peptidyl-serine phosphorylation
Molecular function (GO): protein serine/threonine kinase activity; ATP binding
Source: RefSeq, a predicted model, not a curated record
AUGGCUGUAAAACUAUUCAACUCGGAUAGUAUCGACGACUUUGCAAAUGAGAGGGACGUCUUGUCGCGGAUUCGAAACAGCCGCAGCGGACACAUCAACGUUCUCGUCAACUACGGAAGUUUAGUUUAUGGUGAACACCACAUGCUCCUCCUACCGUGGACGGAGCUCGGGACGCUCGAGGAGUUUAUGGAGAAAGAAGAACAUCGAGAUAUCCCUACAAAGCGACGAAACAUUAUAUACUGCAUGGUUGAUAUAGCCGAUGCUUUGGCUUGGCUAACCAAGUUAAAGAUAUCUCUACCUCAAAAGUUUAAGGAAGUGCAGGUGAUGCAUUGUGACAUCAAACCGGAGAACAUAUUGAUAUUUCCAGAUUCGAGUCGCGAAAAUGGACUUGUUUUCAAGGUGUCCGACUUUGGUCAUGCUUUUAUGAGCUCAUCGAUUGAGACGCAAAGCCACCGUUAUGAAUCGACCUAUUGCGCACCUGAGAUUAGAUUAGGAAAGGGAAUCGUCCAGAAAAACAGUGACGUGUGGCCUUACGGCUGUAUCUUGCUAUUGGUCCUUAUUUUUACAACUCGUGGCCCCCAAGAAGUCAUCGAUCUUCGGAGGAGAUUACGGCAAAGCACCAUUGAUACUUUCUAUGAGCCUCCCGGUCGUCAAUUGAAACAAGCUGUAUCCGAAUGGAUUAAUAUUUUGAAAGAUGGCUCACUUCAAAAUGCCAAUAUAAACGAGACGGAAAUGACCAAAGAAUUGGGAAAAAUAUUGCAUGAGGACAUCCUUGUGCCGGACUAUAAUCAUCGUAAGACGAUGGAAGAGAUUUGCGGGAAAUUGAAGGAAGCAUAUAACAAGUUACAUACGGCCGUCCAAACAAGCUCGCUGAAUGAGCACAAAGAGACUCUUAAAAAGUGUGACUCGUGCACCAUUCCAGCAAAUGCUGAGUAUGUUUGUUUGCAUGAUGAGGACAUGAACAAAUAUGGUAUAUUCUUCACAGACACUCUACACUUCUGGGGACGACUAGAAAAUGUUAGGCCCGUAGUUGCACAACGUGGAAGUUGGGAAAAGCAGUUCGCUCUAAACAUGGCAACCUGCGCCUCUUCGCAUGUCUGUCUCGUCAGAAAGGUGCUACCUAUGUUUGAACAAGCGAGUCUAGAGGUAAGACAGAAUCCAAGUCUGCGGCUGCAAAAGGAGAUUCGGCAAUUGCUAAAUGAUCCAGAUCGUUCUUUAUGA